AUAUCGCACCAAACCAGAAAAAACUCAUUCCUUUUCUGCAUUAACUCUUCGAUUUGGCACAGGAAAAACAGAGCUCUGCAUUUACUCUUCGGUUUGGUACUAUGGUUCUGAUACGGGAGUUGGAACAUCGAGUUGUGGCGGUGCAGAUUGGCCACUGGGAACGUGAUGCUAUCGGGAAAUGGAGGUUCGAGCAAGAUCCGAAUGAGAGACAACGCAACAUGAGGCUCCGUGAAGGCGAUGGCAUAGAUACGAUCACCACUAUGCUAAAACAGGAGUACAACAUCAGCGACGUGGAGACCCGCCUAAAGCUGACUUUCCGUUGGCCAUCGUGGAUGCUUCUAGUCGAUGACGGGACGACUAGACCUCAGACCAUCAAGACGGACAACGAUAUGGACCUCUUCCUGUCCAUGAAAGUCGAUGUCGCUGACCUCAUUCUGUUCGUAACCAGAAAGAACGACGCCGGAGUUGUAACGGAAUCACCUACGCUCUCCAACAGUGCGGGUUCGUCGUCCCAGCCUCAAUCAGCGACAUUGAUACACGAAGAUUACGUCGUAGUUGAACUUCCAUCUUCAGACUCGGAUGAUAACUCUGGUGAUAGCAAGAGACCCGACCCCUGGAACGAGAGGCUUGAUGGUUUGAUGAGUAAAAAAAUCUCCAACCUAGAGGUUGGCUCCGCCUCAACAGUUCCCAGCUACGCUGACGAAGAGAACACUUUCUUUGGCGUAGACUUAUCGAUGGGGGUAUUUGGCAGGGACGCAGCUCCGGUCCUGGACAACAACAUAGAUGGAGGAAACACAGUUGUCGACCAAGCUAUAGACGAUGCAACGUACGAGGGAGAUGACAUAUUCGUGGGUCGGGUUUAUAAAAACAAGGAGGACUUCAAGUUCAAAAUGGCCAUCCAUGCACUUCAAAGGAAGUUCCAUUUUCGUCACACCCGGUCAGACAAGAAAGUGGUCCUCCUCAACUGUGUUGCCGACAGCUGCCCCUGGCGGGUGUAUGUCGUCCGACUUGAAGACUCGGACAACUACCAAGUCCGUAGUGCUUGUCUGGAACACACUUGCAGCGUUGAAGCCCGUAGUAACUACCACAAACAAGCUUCCGCCAGAGUUGUGGGUGAGUUCAUGAGGCCGCAAUACAUGGGUGCUGGGACCGGACCAAGACCAGGGGACGUUAUAGUCAUAGACGGUGCGCAUCUGAGAGGAAAUUACGGUGGUUGCGUGAUCACAGCGAGCGCCCAAGAUGGAAACUUUCAAAUUUUCCCGGUGGCUUUUGGAAUCGUGGACAGUGAAAACGAUAGGGCUUGGGAGUGGUUCCUGACAAUGUUAAGGCAAAUACUACCCAAUGAUCCAACUGUUACUUUCGUCUCAGACAGGCAUUCUUCCAUCUACUCGUCUCUCAGGAAGGUUUUCCCAAAUGCAGCACACGCGGCAUGCGUAGUCCACUUGCAACGUAAUAUCUCAAGCAUUUUCAAGGCGAAGACUCUUUCUUUCUUGGUGUCGAGGGCCGCACGGGCAUACCGUAUCACGGACUUCCACCUAGUGUUUGGAGAGAUUUGCCGGGUAUCCCCCGAAUGUGGAGCAUAUCUCAAGUCAAUCGGGUUUGGCCACUGGGCAAGAUCCUACUUCGUUGGAGAACGCUAUAAUGUGAUGACAAGUAAUGUGGCUGAGUCUCUCAAUGCCGUUCUCAAAGAAGCUCGAGAGUUUCCAAUUGUCUACAUCGUUGAGUUUGUGCGUAAAACUCUCAUGUCUUGGUUCGCAAUACGUCGGGAGACUGCAAAACAGGAGGCUACUAUGCUGACACCAAAGGUAAGAGAAAUCUUACAAGAAAACUUUGAGAAAUCUGGGGGGUUCGCCGUGAGGAAGGUUAACACGGGGGAAUACGAUGUUGUCGGAGGGGCAAAGGGGGGAUACCAUGUCCAGCUAGCUCUGAGAUCAUGCACUUGCAGGGAAUUCAAUUUUCUCAAAAUCCCUUGUCCCCAUGCCGUUGCUGCUGCUAUCGUUGAUCAGCGUGCUACAGGUAGAAAUAACGCUUCUAUAUGUCAGGUUCCGAUGCAUUCUCUCGUUGAUGUACACUACACCUCAUGUUAUUGGGUGAUGGCUUACAAGGAUUCCAUUAAUCCCGUUCCGGCGCUCUCUAGUCUUCACGAACUCCCGGAGGAUAUUGCUUCAAUGAACUUGCUGCCACCUCACACGAAGCGCGCACCAGGGAGGCCAAAGAAAAAACGCUUCUUCUCACGCGGAGAGUUUCAGAAGAAAGGGCUGCGAGGACAGAAUGUUUGCUCAAGAUGCAAGGCUAAGGGGCACAACAGGGCCACUUGCCGCAUGCCCAUAUAGAAAUAUCUAGACCAACCAUCCUUGAUAAAGAAAGGUGGAAUUCUCCGCAACGAGUUCGAGGUUGCGCUGGCCGAAGGACAACCAGAAGCACACUAUUUAGAGGGCCUCCGGAUUGCGUGUUGGGAAAAUGAUAUUAAGGCUGCCCGGGAACACAUCUUUAAAGCUCUAAAUCACGUUGAGGAAUCAACAUUCCUUAUGGCAGUCUUGUCCAUUUGUUCAGGAGAGGAAGAGCUUGCCAAUUUAUACGCAUCAAAACUAUACAAGAAAGAUUGGGGAUCCGUCCUAGCCAUGGGCGACUCAAUAUUUGCGAAAAUUAAACAAAUGGGAAGCCUCCACCUUAACUCAUACGCCAAUUCAUGGCACACAGAAAUACCAGGUUGUUCUGAAAUUCACACCAUCGAAGCAAGUUCGAGUGUUCAAGAUGGAGGACGUGUGAAUCGUGGGUUUCCUACGAAGUGUCACUGCGGGCGAGAGCUCGUCAUCUAUACAUCAAGCACGAAGAAGAACCCAGGAAGACCUUUCUUCCGUUGUCCAACCAAUCAAGAUGACCAUUUGUUUAAAUGGGUCGAAGAUUGUGUGUACGAGGAGGUUGUAGAUGUUAUACCGAAGAUUUCCAUCAUUGAUAGCGAGGUAAACAAUGCCAAAUCUGAGGUAGCAUUGGAGAUUGCAGAGUUAAAGAGUUUGAUGAACGAAUUGAAGGAAGAUGGAAUUUUGAGCAAAAAGGAAUUUCAGAGAUGGAAAUUGAUGACCAAAUUGUGCUUGGUGAGCCUUUGUAUAACAGUCAUUGCAAUUGUUAUCUUAAUGUUCCGUAAGACCAAAAACCAGAAACUUGUUCUUGGUUACUAGUGUAGUUAGGUAGUUUGGUGGUUUCUCUUCUUUUUUUUGUUUGUUUGUGUUUUGUCUAACUUUGUAAUGAACAAAAUGAAAUGAGAAUUUUAAA
Molecule: messenger RNA, 3273 nt
Organism: Arabidopsis arenosa
Lineage: Eukaryota; Viridiplantae; Streptophyta; Magnoliopsida; Brassicales; Brassicaceae
Source: the annotation of a GenBank genome assembly